Molecule: messenger RNA, 1707 nt
Organism: Akanthomyces muscarius
Lineage: Eukaryota; Fungi; Ascomycota; Sordariomycetes; Hypocreales; Cordycipitaceae
Exons: 3
Coding region: 1-1707 (568 amino acids)
Source: RefSeq, a predicted model, not a curated record
AUGGCGCAAGUUCUCUCCAAUUACCCGGCGUCGCUGCCCACUCCUCCGACCACGCCCACCAAGAUGGCAGUCCAUAAGCCCAAGUCUGGGCCGCAGGGCUUCCUCGGCAACCUGAGCGCAGCGCAAGAGGCCAAGCUGCGCGCCCUCUGGGCCAUUGCCUACAAGUUCGUAGAGAUCUGCGAGGCCGACGACAGCUUCAAGGACGCCGUCACGCUCGAGGAAAAGUUUGUGCCGCCCGCCAUGAAGCCCGGCGCGGCCCAGCGCAAAAAGGCCAACAAGGGCAGCAGCGCCACGCGCCAGGAGCACCCCACGCUGGUCAAGGAGCUCCUCUCCCUGCUGCCCACCGACGAGCGCAGCAUGGACAAGCUGGUGAGCGCGGCGCUCGACGCGCUCGACUACUGGACGCCGUACAUGUUCCGCAUCACGCUGCUGCACACGGUCAAGCAGGAGCACCCGGACGAGCUGGCCCUGCGCUUCCUGCGCCAGAGCAACUGGGACGUCAUCCUGGCCUGCAAGAGCAUGGGCAAGACCAUCUACUGGCGCACCAUGGAGGCGGCCAUUGACGACGACAUCCUGCGCCUCGGCGAGGGCGGCGCCGCCGAGGACGAGAAGAACGGCCAGGGCCACGCGCGCACGCUCGGCGCCGAGUUUAUGAAGCUGCUGCGCUCCGGCAAGGGCUUCCUGCACGGCAACGACAGGCAGAACCGCCCAAUCACAUACGUGCGCGUCAGGCUACACAAGCCCGGCGAGGACAGCCCAGAGAGCAUGGAGCGCUACAUCAUCUACCUGCUUGAGAUGGCGCGCCUCUCCUUGCGAUUUCCUGUAGAGACUGGUACUAUAUUUUUAGAUAUGAGCCACUUUCGCCUCAAAAACUUUGAUCUUGCCCCGCUCAAGUUCAUUCUCAAGUGCGCCGAACAGUACUACCCCGAGUGCAUCGGCCUCAUCAUCAUUCACAAGGCUCCGUUCGGCACCAAAGCGCUCUGGGGCCUCAUCCGCCACUGGGUCAAUGCCAACAUUGCCAACAAGGUCAAGUUUACCAAGAGCAGAAAGGACCUCUUCAAGUACAUUGAUCCCAGCCAGGUGCUCAAAGAGCACGGCGGUCUCGACGAUUACAAGUAUGAAUAUGAAGAGCCCAUCAUGGACGAAAACUUCAAGAUGCAAAACACAAUCACCCGCAACUACCUGCUCCUCGAGCGCCAGAUGCUCGUCGAGCAGUUUGAAGACGUGACCAAGGAAUGGGUCAUGAACGCGCAGGGCACCGACCGCGCCGCCGAGGUCAGCGGCCGCCGCAACCAGAUCUGCGCCGAGCUGACGGCCAACUUCUGGGAGCUGGACCCGUACGUCCGCGCGCGCUCGCUCUACGACCGCCGCGGCUGCCUCAGCGGCUCCGGCAACCUGCAGUACCACCCGCCCAAGUCGGAGCGCCGCCACCGCGACUCGACGGCCACGCGGCCGCGCUCCAUGUCGAGCUCGAGCGGCGCCCGGUCCAGCAUCAUGGCGCGCUCGGCGAUUGGCUACAGCUCCAGCUCGGGCAUGAGCUCUGCGGGCGCGCGCUCAAGUAUCUCGGGCGCUGGGUCGGCGGGCACCACCGGCACCCUUACGACGUGUUCGAUCCUGGGAUCGCCGGUGAAGGAGGACCACUAUGGUGAGAUGGAGCAGAUUGAUGCGUCCAUCCUCGGCGAUAACUCGUCAUACUACUCUGACUGA